UUGCCUUUCAGCUCUGCCGUUCUCUCAUCUUAUCUCUACCACACUCUCGCAUUCAGGCCAGACGGAGGCAACGGCUGUCCUGUGGCAGAGCAUGAGUCCGAUAGAGAAGAGCGCGAAAUGUUCUCCAGCUCCCCUGACAGCUUCAGUCUACUGGGACCGGUGAGCAAGGCAACCGCCAUGCCUCGGACCGACAGCUCAUUGUACACCCACUUUGAGGGCGACUUUCGAGGCGGACUUGCAGAAGCUAUGAUCGAAGCCUUGCCAAUGACGACAGCCUCGAAGGAGUCAGAAGACGUUACGGUGAAGCAUGAGUCGGAGACAUGCGAGCUGCAGCAGACGCUUGCCGUACUCCAAGUUGCUGGGUCAACAGGACUUUCGAAAGUGGAAUCAUCGUCUUCUUCAGAUGAGGCUGUAUUAGUGGCCACAAGAAGGUUAUCGGCUACCUCACCUCCAGAA
Molecule: messenger RNA, 456 nt
Organism: Protopolystoma xenopodis
Lineage: Eukaryota; Metazoa; Platyhelminthes; Monogenea; Polystomatidea; Polystomatidae
Source: the annotation of a GenBank genome assembly